Molecule: messenger RNA, 3468 nt
Organism: Malaclemys terrapin pileata
Lineage: Eukaryota; Metazoa; Chordata; Testudines; Emydidae
Gene: RNF207
Product: ring finger protein 207
Exons: 17
Coding region: 717-2474 (585 amino acids)
Biological process (GO): regulation of heart looping; regulation of cardiac muscle contraction
Cellular component (GO): perinuclear region of cytoplasm
Molecular function (GO): zinc ion binding; transmembrane transporter binding; Hsp70 protein binding
Source: RefSeq, a predicted model, not a curated record
CAUUCUGGAUUAUUAUUACUCCGCGAGAUUAUUCAGAUGUAGCCCUGUGUUCGUCUGCUCGUUUCUCUCCGCAAUUAGACGCUAGCAGUAGCUAAGGGAAUCUGGGCAGCAAUGUCCAGUGCUAAACAAAUGCCACAAGACUUGUGAAAAUGAAAGAACCAUUUCAGGCAGGAGCAGUGCCUUGCCGGAAGUUGAUCUUCUGGACACAGCCAGUGGAUAGAGCCGCAUGCAGGCAAACUGAAUUUAAAGAUGGAGUGUAAACAAGAAAGUACCAAAAGGGGCAACAUACUAGGAGUUCACAUCCUGGAAUUCAUCAAGCAUGGCUAUUCCAAGACUGAAGUGACCCUUGCAGCCACCUGUGGAAUGAAUCACACAACGUUUUGAUUAGAAAGUCACUGGAGCUCAGGCUGUUCAUUUGCAAAUGCCAACGUUAAAUGGCCAUUCUCAGCAUGUCCCACGCUGUACACUCCUAGGAGCCAAGCAGAAAUGUGUGGGAUACUGCUAACAUAGCGUGUAGAGAGUCGGAGAGCUCAGCAUGCUCGCUCUGGGAAGAGCCAGGCUGCAAACAUGGCAUAGUAUGAAGACUGUUAAAUGCUGUAGCUUAAAGAAAACAUUUGCAGCACAGAAGAAAUGCUCUUGGAAUAUGUGGCAAGACAGAAUUCAGCUCUGAUGAAAACACAAAGAUCUGAACGGUGUUAUGGAAAAUAGUGCAAUUCAUGUCCAGAAAAGCCAGUCAUCAGUCCAUAGUGAAAGGAAACAACGGGCUCCCGCCUGUAGACCGGCUCCUGAAGUUCCUUGUGGAUAGCUCUGCCGACUGCGAGGAGGAAGUUCAGUGUGCAAACUGCGACCAGGAGUGCAAGAAACAGGAAAUGGACACCAUGUAUUUCUGCAACACCUGUAACCAGCCCCUCUGCAGCAAGUGCCGCGAAGAGACCCACAAAGCCAAGAUGUUCGCUCGCCACGAGAUUGUGUCCUUGACUAAGCGCACUAAAGACAUCCACAAGAAAUGCUCUCUUCAUGAGGAACCUUACAUCAUGUUUUCAACAGAGAAAAAAUCCAUGCUCUGCAUUAACUGUUUCCGGGACAUGCAGGUAGAAAGCCGAGCCCACUGCAUUGACAUCGAGACUGCGUACAUGCAAGGCUGCGAGAAGCUCGACCAGGCUGUGAUGGCCGUGAAAGAGCUCCAGACGUCCACGCGAGAGGCCAUUGUCCUCCUCAAAGCCAUGAUUGAGGAGGUGCGCAACAGUGCAGAUGAGGAGAAGACAUCCAUCAACUCACUCUUCAGUAGCAUGCAGGAGAAACUAGCAGAGAGAAAAAAGAUGCUUCUGAAAGCUGUUCAGAGUCAGUAUGAAGAGAAGGAAAAGGCAUUUAAGGAGCAACUCUCCCACCUGGCCUCCCUGCUGCCCACCCUGCAGGUCCAUCUGGUCACCUGUUCUGCUUUUUUGAGCUCUGCGAACAAAGCCGAAUUCCUGGAUUUGGGAUACCAACUGAUGGAGAGGCUCCAGAAAAUAGUCAAACUUCCACAUCGCUUGAGACCUACGCAGACGAGCAAGAUAAACACCGAGUACAGAGCUGAGUUUGCCCAUUGCUUGGAGCCCCUGUUGCUGCUGAAUCCACGCCGCUCUGUGGUGGUGAGCGGAGGCAGCAUUGGACCAGGGAUCAGCAAUGGAAACAUGCUCUCGGGUGGCCAGUGCUCCACGACACUGAUCGUGCCUGGCUGUCCCCCUUCCUGCGAUAAGAUGUCCAUCACAGGCGCUAUCGUGCGAAAGCCAACCAUGCAUCGUUCCAUCAGCACCAAGGUCCUGCUGGCCGAAGGAGGGGAGACGCCCUUCACUGAGCACUGUCGCAACUAUGAGAACAUGUAUCGGACCCUGCAAACAGAGAUUCAGAACCUGAAGGAUCAGGUACAGGAGCUGCAUCGUGACCUCACAAAGCAUCACUCCCUCAUCAAGACAGAGAUCAUGAGUGAGAUCCUACAGAAAUCCCUCCAGAUGGAUGUGCAGAUUGCCUCGGAGUAUUCGUCUGUGGAAAUGAUGCGGAGCAUGUUUGAAGAGAUUUGGGAGGAAACAUAUCAGAGGGUGGCAAAUGAGCAGGAAAUUUAUGAAGCACAGUUACAUGACCUGUUGCAGCUGAAACAGGAAAACAGCUACCUGACAACCAUCACCAAACAGAUUGCCCCCUAUGUCCGCUCCAUAGCUAAGGUGAAGGAACGGCUGGAGCCCAGACUACAAGAACCCAGGGAACUGAAGGAUGACCAGACAGAGAAUCUGCUCAAAAUUUACGAUGACAGCACAGUGACCAGCGAAAUAACACACAGGAACGACUUGACAAGAAGCAUGGAAGACAACAGGGAGCCCAAAGUGGACAACCGAAUGCUGAACAUUGUCACUGAGGAUUCCCUACUGAAAGACACUUACAGAACCAAACAGAAAGGUGGGACAGAGAGUCCCAGCCAGAAAGAUUUUGCAACUUAGGCAAGGCAGAGUGCCAAGAAGCUGCACUGCUUUGCAUUUCAUAUAUGCAAACAAAAGACUUAAAUAGGAGUUUCUCAAGUACAUUUAUGGUUGAGUCAGGCUGGUAUGUUACAGAGGAUCUAUCCAUUGAAAUAAAGACUUGACAAGAUGGGAAGGACCAGCAUUUCCAAAUUUAGUUUGAUGAAAUUGAGUCUUGAAAUGCAGAUUAAGGCUUCACCAAUUCAGUUAAUCUAAAUACUGUUCUCAUUACAUUAUCAGAUGGUUUUUAAUCAGUUAUGGUCGGAUUUCCCAGGCCAAUUUCUUUGGCUAUUUGUGUAUUUUCAACAACGUUAUACUGUAUUUUUCUGCAUCAAUAAAUUCAAACCUCUAUUCAGCAGAGAAGUCCAGUAUCUCCUGAGUCAGAACUCUUUGGUGGGCCCCCCAUCAGGUCAGUAACUUGUUAUUGGAAUUGGUCUCCUUUCUCCUUCACAUGGAAACUUUGAAAAAACAAAUAUUGAUAUACUUCACACCUGAAAUCCCUUGUCUCAGCUGCUCAAAGCAAACUGUAAGCUCUUGAUGGUGAACCUAGAAAAAAUGGAGUAUUAAUAAGCCUAAUUUUGACAUUGUGCUAUCAAUUUAUUUUAAAUGCAUGAAAACAGCUAGCUCUACGUAAGUUUUAUUCCCACUACCCCUACUCCCUGCCCCAAUGAAUACAAUUUAUUUAAAAGCCUAGCUAAAUAAACAAUGUAUUCUUUGUUAAAAGUGGAAUGUAGCUAUUUCCUCAAAAAGAAAGUCACCUUGCAUAGCCUUGAAGCUGGGUUUGGGGCGGUUAUUUUGGGGAGGAAUUGUUUUUAACACUUCAGCACUUUAGUGUAAUGAGAUCAGUAGGACAACAAUGUUUUCCUGAGGUUUUUAUGCUGUAGACUGUUCAGAAGUCUUGUUUUCCAUACAAGAUGUACACAGCUUUGUAUAUUAAAAAUCUGAAAAAAAUAAAAUAUCAGUUCUUGAAACUUCA